Molecule: messenger RNA, 1525 nt
Organism: Chara braunii
Lineage: Eukaryota; Viridiplantae; Streptophyta; Charophyceae; Charales; Characeae
Source: the annotation of a GenBank genome assembly
AGACUGACGAAGCAGCAUGAAACAAACGGAAUGCCGCCAGCACGGAGUCCCUGAUUGCUAGUGAGCAUCAGUGGACAACGGUACUCCAAGGCAUGAUCUUUGUGCCUACGGAAACGCAGGCGGAGCCGACACAGGCGGAAGCAGAGAGAAGUAACCUGGCUACCGUGAUGUUGAACGUAAUGAGGGGAGUAAUGUGGAACAACAAACUACUGCAGGCACACCUGCACGCGGAACGACAGCAAAGACAGCAGUACCAGCAAGACCUGGCCGUUGUAACGGCCGACGUCCGCGACACAGCAGUGCAGCAGCAGCAACAGCAACAGCUGAUGAACUCUACCAUCACACGCAUCAACGGCAUUGAGGCCAAAGCCUCAGCAGCGCCAAGCUGCACGACGGACGCGACGAAGCAAAUCAACGAACGCAUCGAUCACGUCGUCACCAUCAUCGACGACAUAGGUGUUUUCAACGGACCGGACACGAUCAGCAGCACGGUGGCCGCCCUCAAGACGGACAUCACCAAGCUACAGACGAGACCGGACACCGCUACAAAGACAUUCAAGAUGCCGCACUUCGACAUCUGCAAGUUCGACGACUACAACAAGUCGAACGCUUUGACAUGGUGGCAACGUUUCCUCACGGAAGCGUCAUGCCGCACUGUCCCGGCGAAUGACAUGUUGAAGGCACUCUAUUUGCAACUGAUUGGAGGAGCGCAGGCAUGGAUGAACCACCUGGCGGCCACCCACAAGUGCACCAUCGCCGAACUCCACACGCACAUCACGUGGAAGGAGUUCGAGCAGCUAUGGUUCACCCGGUUCAUGGUCCGCAACGUCGUGAAGGCGGCCAUGARUGAGGUGUACACAUGCUCUCAGGGGAACAUGCCAACUCGAGACUGGACAACGAAGUGGCAAAAGAUAGUGACCACGCCAGGAUUCGAUUUGAGUUUUCCAAAUCAACGAUCCGAGUUCUUCUCGCGAUCGUGCGCGGGAUUGCGGUCGGCACUCAGUAAUGAGUACGACUAUACCACAUUCCAGGCCAUUCUGGAUCGAGCGAACUUGGUCAUCCAAACGGACGACAAGGCCGCUAACGAUAGACAAUCCCAGCCGCAUUAUGUGGCUAAGCAGGCCUAUCAACGUCCGGCACAUAACAAUGCCGUGAUUUCUGAGGAAACCGACGACCACCACGCUGCAGCAGCAUCCUCGAGUGAUGGAGGAAUUGUCGCAGCGCUCCCGCCGAAGUGUCCCAAGAGAGUUCGUAAGGACAAGGCGACACAAGAGACGGCAGCGACGGGAGCUGGGCAGCAGCCAUGGAUGGCAUAUAAGAUCACCAAGGAGGUCUAUGACCUACGUCAGAAGUACGGAUACUGCCUUUGGUGCAACGGAGUCACUCAUGUGACCGCACAAUGCCCCGAAAAGGGCAAGGCACGCGUACCCCGUCCAGCAAACUCGGGAAACUGAGUUACGCAAGGAGAGGGGCGACGUCUCUCCUCACUCCGCUGGACCCGGUUUCCUUGCUAGCAAUCGAUGUC